AUGGCAACCAUCUCCGCCGUCAAGGCUCGCCAGAUCAUCGACAGCCGUGGCAACCCCACUGUCGAGGCUGAUGUCCAUCUUUCUGAUGGAUCCAUGUACCGUGCUGCGGUUCCUAGCGGUGCCUCCACCGGUAUCUAUGAGGCCCUCGAGUUGAGGGACGGAGGCAAGGAGUACAUGGGCAAGGGCGUCCUCAAGGCUGUGAGCAACGUGAACACCAUCAUCGGCCCUGCUCUUGUGGGCAAGGACCCCACCCAGCAGAUCGCCAUCGACAAGUACAUGGUGGAGGAGCUCGACGGCACCCAGAACGAGUGGGGCUGGUGCAAGGGCAAGCUCGGUGCCAACGCCAUUCUUGCUGUGUCUCUCGCCGUCUGCAAGGCGGGCGCUGGUGUCCUGAAGAUCCCCCUGUACCAGCACAUCGCCAACGUCGCCGGCAACAAGAAGCUCGUGCUGCCCGUGCCGUCUUUCAACGUCAUCAACGGCGGCUCUCACGCCGGCAACAAGCUGGCGAUGCAGGAGUUCAUGAUCCUCCCCGUGGGAGCCAGCUCCUUCAGCGAGGCCAUGCAGAUGGGGUGCGAGGUGUACCACCACCUCAAGUCCGUCAUCAAGAAGCAGUACGGCCAGGACGCCACCAAUGUCGGCGAUGAGGGUGGCUUCGCCCCUGCCAUCCAGGACAACAGGGAGGGUCUCGAGCUUCUCAAGACCGCCAUUGAGAAGGCUGGCUACACUGGCAAGGUCAAGAUUGGCAUGGAUGUGGCUGCCUCUGAGUUCUGGAAGGCCGACGACAAGACGUACGACCUGGACUUCAAGACCGAGAACAAUGACGGCAGCAAGAAGCUGUCCGGACCUGCCCUUACGGCUCUGUAUGAGGAGUUCUGCCGCGACUACCCCAUGGUGUCCAUCGAGGAUCCCUUUGACCAGGAUGACUUCGAGGCCUACCCCGUUCUCACCGCCAACAUUGGCAAGGACGUGCAGAUCGUCGGCGAUGACCUGCUCGUCACCAACCCCAAGCGUGUGCAAAAGUGCAUUGACAUGAAGGCCUGCAACGCUCUGCUGCUUAAGGUGAACCAGAUCGGAACCGUCGCUGAGAGCAUUGAGGCUGUGCGCAUGUCCAAGAAGGCAGGCUGGGGCGUCAUGGCCAGCCACCGCAGUGGCGAGACUGAGGACACCUUCAUUGCUGAUCUUGCUGUCGGCCUUGCCACUGGCCAGAUCAAGACUGGUGCUCCUUGCCGCUCUGAACGCCUUGCCAAGUACAACCAGCUGCUGCGCAUUGAGGAGGAGCUUGGUGCCAAUGCUGUGUAUGCUGGAGAGAGCUUCCGCACCCCCUGCGAGCCCUAUUAG
This is a messenger RNA of Closterium sp. Naga37s-1, 1338 nucleotides long. Lineage: Eukaryota; Viridiplantae; Streptophyta; Zygnematophyceae; Desmidiales; Closteriaceae. The record is from the annotation of a GenBank genome assembly.